AUGUCUUCUUCGGACAGCGCCACCAAGAAGGCUCUCACCGAGAGAGAGCUCGAGAUUCUCAAGAAUGCAUGGAACUGCAUGAAAACCCCGCCUGAGAUCGACUACCCCAAGCUCGCCGAGGCCUGCGGCAUGACCAACCCCCGGUCUGCCUCCAACGCCUGGAGCGCUAUCAAGAAGAAGAUCUUCGCCGACAUGCCCGCCCCUGUCGCCAACGAGGACGGCACCGCUACCACCCCGGCCAAGCGCAAGCGUGCCACUCCCCGCAAGAAGGCCGCUCCCACCCCCUCCACCGAGGAGGACGACGAGGAGGCCGACGAGCUCACCAACGCCACCGAGGAGAAGCUCGUCGUCGAGACCCCCGUCAAGAAGAAGCGCACCCCCGCGAAGAAGAAGGCUGCCCCCGUCGCCGCCAGCCAGGGCGACGCCGAUGCCGAGGACACUGUCUCCCCUGAGACACCUGCUAAGAAGAAGCGCGCCACCCCGGCCAAGAAGCGCACCCCUGCUAAGGUCAAGAAGGAGCAGGAGGAGGCUGCCGCCGCCGCUGAGGAGGAGGACGAGCUCACCACUACUCCCCAGGAGGAGUCCAAGUUCGAGGUGAAGGAGGAGGCUAAGGCCAAGGAGGACGUCCAGAUGGAGGGUGGCCAGGACAGCGCUGAGAUCUAG
Colletotrichum chrysophilum is the source of this 663-nucleotide messenger RNA. RefSeq lists its product as uncharacterized. The record is from RefSeq and is a predicted model, not a curated record. The transcript is spliced from 2 exons. Lineage: Eukaryota; Fungi; Ascomycota; Sordariomycetes; Glomerellales; Glomerellaceae. The coding region runs from base 1 to 663 and encodes 220 amino acids.